AUGAAGAUAAUUAAAGUGUAUAGAUCUAUUUGUAUUUUACUAAUAAUAUAUUUGUCAGGAAUAAUUUUGCAGAGCCUAAAUUCGUUUGAUACUAUAUUGCAUAUUUCUUUAGAUAGCCGAAAUGAAUAUAUGUCUGGAACAAAUGGGAGAAAACUUGCACAAAGAAAUCCUUCAAGGGAAGCAUUAAAACGUCCUUAUAAUUGCGCACUUACGGAGGAUGAACUUCAUAGACUUUAUCACAUAAUACAUGUAGAAUCAAUGACUGCAGGUGAUAUAUUAACUGCCAUAAUUUUACAUUUGGACGAAGAAACAGAUCAUGUAAAUGUUGAAGAAUUAAUUAGGAACAAGCUACUUCGGCGUUUACGGAUGGAAAUGCCAAAUUUCCCCUUAAAGAUAAGAGUAACUAUGCAGGCUAGAUUAACUCAAUUCGUGGAAGAAGUAAUGGAAAUGAGUCCGUUACGUCAAGAUAUAAUUUUGCAGAAGUUAGAAGCCUAUAACGUGGAAUUGGACCAAAGUGUAGAAGCACUGCGGUAUGUUGCAGGACAAGAUACAGAAGAGGAAAUGUAUGAAUUUAUAAAUGAUUUGUCUUUUUUAAGAGAAUCACUAGAAGUUCUAUUGAGAAGUAAUGGUAUUGUAGUAAGUGAUGAUACAUUAACCACAAUGGUGCUUCGAAUAAGGAGAAGAAUUUUGGACAUUCUUAAACAUCAUCAUGGACUCAUUGAAGAGAACACGAUUAAUCGAAUCAAGAGUGAUAAGGGAAUCUCCGAAUUUUUAGGCAGCUACAGAUUAUUAGCAGAGUCCGAAGUGAACUUCGAUAACUUAUUCGAUUUAUAUAGGAGAAACUUUUUAAAUAAAAUGGGAUAUACUGAUGAAGACGCGGAAAGAAUCAGAACAACAGUGGAGUCACAUUUAGAUCAGGCGAAAAGUAUAGACAUAGAUCGAAGACGCAACGAAAAAUCAGUAGUUUUCGAGCAUAUUAUAAAACGUGAUAGUAACAAUAGCAUUUCAAAGUUUUUUAACAAUUUCAGAGUAUUAUCUUCUCCCUAUUUUCUUGCCGUAUGUUCAUUCAUAUUAUUUUCUAAUGGGUAUUACAGGUUGUUUUUAGCUCUAGUGGGCAUACUGAUUUUUAAAUUUGUAAAUUUCUUUUGGGAUUUAAAAUAUAUCUGUGGAGGAAUGGCGCAUAAUGUGUAA
Molecule: messenger RNA, 1191 nt
Organism: Plasmodium coatneyi
Lineage: Eukaryota; Apicomplexa; Aconoidasida; Haemosporida; Plasmodiidae
Exons: 2
Coding region: 1-1191 (396 amino acids)
Source: RefSeq, a predicted model, not a curated record